GAAUGCUCCUCAAUUAGUUGUUUGUAUGUUUGAGACCAUGUGCUUAUGCUUUUUUUAACGUAUUCAAAUUUUGGCGAAUAUUUCAUAUAGAGCUGAAUAGCACUUGCUACAAAUAGUUUUUCGGGACAUGGGCAAGUAAGGGAAAAAGUGGCCAAUAUGGGUAAAGUGGGUUAAUUAUGUAGCAUUUUAACGCCAUUUUGCCCACAUCUUUGCCGAUUAAAAUAACCCAUUUAGCCCACGUUUCGCCUAAAUGCAUUCUGUAACUUGGAACCUUCGACAAUACGUCGCUGGGACUAGUUUGUUACUGACGUAACCUUCCAAUUUCCUGAUAGUGAACAUAGUAAGCGUGAUGUAUGCAGGUAGUUUUGUGUAGAUGAGAUAUAGGCAAUUUGUUUCGGAAACUAUUUGAGAUUCUAUGGUGCACUUAGGUUAACAAGCCUCCUGAGCUAUAAUCACACCUUAAGUUCCCUUUAUAUUUGCAGUGGAUAUCCCGUAUUUGUUGGUUGCCUGGAUUAAGUGGUAAUUAAGUAUGAUUCAACCUAGGUAUUAAAUGUACUGGUUACAGAUGCUGUCGAUGCACAUUUAAAUAAAAGGAGUAUCAUUUAAGAAGGCUGUACUAAAUGAGUUCGUCUACAGAACAGCUGUUGUGUGAUCCAGUUGCAGAAGAAGAAUUCCAAGUUCUCUCUGCAAUCUAUGCUGAUGAGCUUUUUAUUCUUGAACCGGAAAAUAGAGUCUAUGAAAUUUGGAUUCGUCCAGAUGCUGAACAUAUUUCAAAAGAGAAACAAAUUAUCCUAAAAUUCCAAUAUGUUGAUGGAUAUCCUUCGUGCAAUCCAUUGAAAUAUGAAUUACAUGCACCAUGGCUUAAAUAUGAUAUGCUGAGUGAUUUGGAGAAACAGUUGGAUAAAAUCGCCUUAUCUUCUCUUGGUUCACCUGUUGUCCACCUACUAGUUGAAUGUAUUCGAUCAUAUAUGUUGGCGAAUUUAUCUUCAUGUGAUGAAAAACCAACUGAUUGUAAAGUUAAAGCAUCACUACCACCAACACCGACAUCAUCACAGUCUAUUUCAGAGUUAAAUGGUCAUCAAUUAAGUACAGUUGUAUCUGUUCCCUCAGUUAAAUCCCAUCUUGAUAUAUCACCUCAAAUUUUACCAUUUGCUUCAAAUUCUAAAGUACCAGAAAUUUAUCAUGGUGAACCAUUUGUAGAUCGUAAAAGUAUUUUUCAAGCUCAUUGUGCUUAUGUUUCAACGCUUGGUGAGGUCUCCCUUUUUAUAUCUACCCUGGUUAUGGAUAAAAAGAUAGCCACAGCUACGCAUAAUAUAUUAGCUUGGCGUAUUUCAUCAAAAGAAGCUGAUUGUGAUGAUGAUGGAGAAACGCAUGCAGGCAGUCGACUGUUACAUUUGCUUACAUUGUCAGGUGUGGAAAAUGUUGCCGUUAUGGUAAGUCGUUGGUUUGGCGGUAUUCAACUCGGUCCGGAUCGUUUUAAGCAUAUCAAUAAUGUUGCUCGUCUUUUGCUAACUGAACACAAAUUCAUCGGGAUGAAUUCCAGUAAAAGUCCUAGUGAUGAACACCAACAACAGAAUAAAGAGAAACAUGUGAAAAAGAAACAGAAAAAGAAAUAACAAAACUUUUGUGGUUUUACCUAUAUGUUAUAUUUUUUCGAUCAUUCUGUAAUCGUAUUUUUACUUUGUACACACGUAUUUUGAGACCAAAGAAAAAGUUUAAAGACUGG
This is a messenger RNA of Trichobilharzia regenti, 1726 nucleotides long. The record is from the annotation of a GenBank genome assembly. Lineage: Eukaryota; Metazoa; Platyhelminthes; Trematoda; Strigeidida; Schistosomatidae.